Messenger RNA from Coccinella septempunctata (seven-spotted ladybird), 1234 nucleotides. Its product is annotated as endonuclease G, mitochondrial. Gene Ontology annotation, biological process: apoptotic DNA fragmentation. The record is from RefSeq and is a predicted model, not a curated record. Bases 48 to 971 code for a protein of 307 amino acids. Gene Ontology annotation, molecular function: nucleic acid binding; metal ion binding; single-stranded DNA endonuclease activity. Lineage: Eukaryota; Metazoa; Arthropoda; Insecta; Coleoptera; Coccinellidae. The transcript has 4 exons. Gene Ontology annotation, cellular component: mitochondrial inner membrane; nucleus.
AGUUAACCUAACUUACCUAACCUAACCUAACUCCCAAAAUCAAAAUAAUGGCUCGUUCUACAUUGAAAAAAAUUUUAUUUACUGGUUGCUUAGGCGCAUCUUGCUUCUGCAGUGGGGUGUAUUUUCAGAGAAAAUUUUUAAUCAAUGAAUACAAUGUACAGAAAUAUCCAGCCCUUCCAAUAUUCGGGACCAUAUCUGCUGCCACACCAUUUACUCCUCAAAUAUCAGAAACCAAAACGUCGGUGGCAAAUAGGAUUUCUCAGAUAAUGAAAUACGGGUUUCCAAGUUUAGAUAACGUUCGAUCCUUCGAGGACUAUGUACUAAGCUAUGAUAAACGGAAUAAGGUAGCCCAUUGGGUAUUUGAGCAUUUAACUGCAGAUUCUGUGAAGCGCAACCCAGAAGUAGAUAGGUCUAAAUGUGAAUUUAAACCUGACGAGAGUAUCCAUCCAUUUUUUAGAUCUCAAAACUCUGAUUAUAAAGGGUCUGGUUAUGAUAGAGGACAUUUGGCCGCAGCUGGAAAUCAUAAAGGUCAUCAGAAGCAUGUCGAAGAAACUUUCUUCUUGUCAAAUAUUGCUCCACAAGUAGCUAUUGGAUUUAAUAGGGACUAUUGGAAUGGUUUGGAAAAACAUGUGAGAAAACUGACUAAAACAUUUAAGAAUGUUUACUGCUGCACAGGCCCUUUAUAUUUACCGAAAAGGGAAUCGGAUGGAAAGAACUAUGUCAAAUAUGAAGUAAUAGGAAGUAAUUAUGUUGCUGUUCCAACUCAUUUUUAUAAAAUCGUUGUUGGCGAAGCUGAGGAUGGAAGGUUGGAAAUGGAAGCUUAUUGUUUACCAAAUGCGCCAAUAAGUUCAGAUACUCCACUUCAGUCUUUUCGGGUUCCACCAGAGUCUAUAGAGAAAGCAUCAGGUUUACUGUUCUUCGACAAUGUGAGUAGAAGCAAACUAUAUAAAAUAAAUGGAAAAAAGUAUUGAGGAGUCAAAGAUGGGAGCAUUUUAUUGUAUGAGAACUGAUCUGUUCAAUGUGAGUGUGAAGUCUUGUAUAAGGUAUUUAAAUGGCUGUUUCAAUCGAGUGAUUAUUCAUAAUGGUUGUAUAUUCUGAUUCUUACAACUAAACUCAGGAAAUUAUCAAAAAUAUUAUGUAGUUUUAAGGAAAAUUACAUAAUCAGAUGAUAUUUUAUAUGUAGAUUAAUUUAUUGAAUGUUUUAAGAAAAUAAUAAAAUUAAUAUAAAAAACUA